CCUUCCAGAAAUGAGACUAAUUCUCUUAACAGCCCUUGUGCUGUGUCUAAGUAUUUCGGUACGGUGUGAUGAUGACAGCGAGGAGGCAACAGUUACGGAAGAACUCGACGAAAGUACACCAGAAAAUCCAGAAGAAAUAGUUUAUGCCAGCCCAACACCUAAGGGCCAUAUUUAUUUUGCUGAGCACUUUGAUGUUCCAGAAGAAUUUGAAGCCAAAUGGGUCCGGUCUCAGGCAAAGAAAGAAGGAAUAGAUGAGGACAUUGCCAAAUAUGAUGGAAAGUGGGCUAUUGAAGGAUUGUUAAAAGAUGGAUUAAAAGGAGACAUGGGUUUGGUGUUAAAAUCCAAAGCCAAACAUGCUGCCAUUUCAGCCUCUUUAGACCGACCAUUCCUUUUCACGAACAAACCUUUGAUUGUGCAGUAUGAUGUUACAUUCCAGAAUGGGCAAGACUGUGGUGGAGCUUACAUUAAGCUUCUGACCCAACAAACAGGGAUGAGGUUGUCUCAGUUUACUGACAAGACUCCCUACACCAUCAUGUUUGGUCCUGACAAGUGUGGAAAUGAUCACAAGUUACAUUUCAUUUUCCAGCAUAAAAACCCUAAGGAUGGUUCCUACUCUGAAAAACAUGCAAAGAAGCCCAGCACUAGACUAGAUGAAUAUUUCAAGGAUGGAAAGCCGCAUCUUUACACUCUAAUGAUUCAUCCGGACAACACCUUCGAUGUUUCCGUGGAUUACAAAAUUGUCAACAAAGGAACACUGUUGGAAGACUUUUCUCCACCUGUAAAUCCUCCUUCUGAAAUCGACGACCCUGAUGACCGCAAGCCGGAAGACUGGGACGAACGUGAGAAGAUUGCUGAUCCCGAUGCCAAAAAACCUGAAGACUGGGAUGAAGAUGAACCGGAACAAAUUGCCGACGCGGAUGCUGUCAAACCAGACGGAUGGCUGGAUGAUGAACCUGAAAUGAUUCCUGACCCUAGUGCCGAGAAACCAGAAGACUGGGACGAGGAUAUGGAUGGCACUUGGGAAGCGCCACUGAUCAACAAUCCCGCAUGCGAGUCAGCCCCCGGAUGUGGUCAAUGGAAGGCUCCGAUGAAGGCUAACCCAAAAUUCAAAGGCAAAUGGCGCGCUCCAAUGAUUGACAACCCAAAUUACAGAGGCAAAUGGAGACCUCGUCGUAUUCCUAAUCCCGACUUUUUUGAAGAUAAACACCCGUUCAACAUGGCUCCAAUUGGUGCUAUUGGGCUUGAGUUGUGGUCCAUGUCGGAUAACAUCCUGUUUGACAAUAUCAUCAUUACUGACGACAAAAUGGUGUCGGAGCAAUGGGCAGCCGAAACAUUUGAUUUGAAAAGGAAUCUCGUCGAUAGAGACCAGGCAUUUGGUGAGCGCGUUCGACGAUGGAUGAAUCGAAAAGAGAACGCAUUCAUGGUCUAUGCCAUGUAUCUCUCGUUGCCAGUUACACUCUACAUUUGGUUUCUGAGACGCAGAGUCGUUGAGGAAAAACAAGAUGCCGCACGCGCAGCUCUGGCAAAAAAGACAGAUGACGCAGUUGAAGACGAUGAGGGAGCAGAAGAAGCAAUGCAGAAUGGGGAAGAGUCUGAGGCUGUGCCACAGUUGGAAGGAGAUGACGAAGAGGCCAAAGACGAUGACGAUGCCAAAGAAGAUGAUGAAGUCGAAGAAGAUGCUGAAGAGCUGGAAGAUGCACCUGUAUGAAAAGAACCUGUGGUGGAAACGGGAACCCGUCGACGAGUUCGAAAAGAUUGAGUGGUCCUAGCUGACUAAAUUUGUGUGCGGUCCUUUAAUGAAAUGGGUAAACGAACAUCAAUGAUUUGGUAUGCAAAAAGAAAGGAAAGAGGUUGUCUUCAUAGCACUUUUUAGUGUGCUAUUCUGUAGAAACGGAACGCAGUUUCGGGUAUGUCCAUUUAAUCCUAUUUCAUGUUUGAAGAGCGAAAUAUCAUCCCUCGAGAAUUCUCUAAUAGUAUGUGUUGGGAGUUCAUCUUUUGCAAAAAUUGGCACAGAACGUUAAAAAAAUAGAACAGUGUCAAGGAAUUAAUAAAGAGGAAUGUAGCUAGAUCCGCAACAUUCCUUUCGAUUAUGUCCGGCGUUGGAUUUUUUAAUUUUUUAUUUAAAUCCUCUUUGCUGUUUUGUCUUUGAUGCGCGUGCCUUUGGAUACCCAUGAAGUUUGUAAUCCAAAUCUGGAUGGAUCCCUAGUCACCUAAUUGGCCGGUUUAUUUUCUUUAUUUUUUUAAAGAUUAUUAUUAUUUUUCCCCUUGGUCUUUCCAAUAAAAAAAUUUCGAAGAGUGUGAAAGGUAAGACAUCCGUUCUUCCAUUUACGACACCUUACCCAGAGGAAUGCGGGAUCGUUGUGUUAAUGUGAUCGACGUUUAUCUUUCGUGCAUUAUUCACCUCGAUCUUAGGUUUCAUUUUGGUUUAACAAACUUCCUUGUACGCGCGUCUCUAGCUCUAUUCUCUAACGUAGCGUAUCCUCUCACGUGAAAUUAAUUUUGUUUAUUCUUUGUCUUUUGAACUGAUCUUUGAAUAAAUUAGCCGUAAGCCAUA
Daphnia carinata is the source of this 2554-nucleotide messenger RNA. RefSeq names its product calnexin-like. Lineage: Eukaryota; Metazoa; Arthropoda; Branchiopoda; Diplostraca; Daphniidae. Gene Ontology annotation, cellular component: endoplasmic reticulum; endoplasmic reticulum membrane. The transcript is spliced from 7 exons. Bases 11 to 1708 code for a protein of 565 amino acids. The record is from RefSeq and is a predicted model, not a curated record. Gene Ontology annotation, biological process: protein folding. Gene Ontology annotation, molecular function: calcium ion binding.